This is a messenger RNA of Nasonia vitripennis (jewel wasp), 1143 nucleotides long. It is a transcript of the gene Or47, whose product is annotated as odorant receptor 47. Gene Ontology annotation, biological process: sensory perception of smell; detection of chemical stimulus involved in sensory perception of smell. Lineage: Eukaryota; Metazoa; Arthropoda; Insecta; Hymenoptera; Pteromalidae. Bases 1 to 1143 code for a protein of 380 amino acids. The transcript is spliced from 6 exons. The record is from RefSeq and is marked inferred. Gene Ontology annotation, cellular component: plasma membrane. Gene Ontology annotation, molecular function: olfactory receptor activity; odorant binding.
AUGUCAAGUUGGAGAAUGGGCUCUAUCAAAGAUAUCAUGAUGAACGUUUUUAUGAUGAAAGUGAUAGGAGUCGCUUUGGCGAUUUGGCCGUUGAAGAGUGCAGGGAAGAGAUGGUAUUAUGCGUUUCUGCAGGAAAUGGUCUAUAGAUUUUUUCACGUCAACUUCUGGCUGCUGGUAAUACCAUCGCUGUGGAGUAUCUACAAAAAAAGGCACAAUUUGGCAUCAGUACUUACAUCGGUCACGCAGCUGACUAUUGUUUUCGAGAUUUUGGCUAUCAUGGUUUUGUCGAGGAGACAGGCAGCCCGUUUAAAAACACUGUUAACAAUGGCUUACGAUUACGUAUCGGUAGCCGACGACAAAGUCUACCCAGUGGUGUACAAAUACGUAAGGAAAGCGCAGAUCAUAUUUGGAAUUAUCACUAUCGCCUACGCACUGAUCUUAUUGACCUACUUGGUGCAGGCGUUUAUCGAGAAUAAACCUCCAAUUUACGCAUAUUAUCCCUUCGAUAUCAAGUCUCCGGUAGUUUGGAUUUGCGUCUACGGCAAUCAGUUGCUCUGCACAUUUUAUGCUGCAGUUGUUAUCAUUAUGGACGCUAUGAUGAUGUUUAUGAUUUUCGUGACCAGUAUAAGGCUCGAGCUUUUGCAAAACGACUUUAAAAAAGUCAAGGAUUACCCCGAUUUGGUGAAAUGCAUUCGCACACAUCAGGACAUCAUUUGGUACAUUAAAGAAGUUUACUGCAUAAAGAAAUAUAUGGUAUUAAAAAUGUUGAUCAGCAUUGCCAUUUACAUUAUGUGCGAAGGAUUACAAUUAUUUGCCCUAAAUCUUUCGUGGGGGAUGCGAUUUCAAGUCAGUUUAUUAUUUGGAAUCGGUUUAUUCCGAGUUUACAUAUAUGCAGCCUGUUCUCAAGAUUUAAUAAGUUCGGGAUUAGAUUUAGGAUACUUUGUGUACUCAUCUUUAUGGUACAAUCAAUCGCACAGCGUGAUGGUUGCCAAAGCCUUCGUUAUUUGCAGGUGUCAGAAAUCUCUUGGUAUAAGAGUGUGUGGCAUUACAGAUGAUUUGAACAUGAAGUUUUUAGCAAAUUUUUUGUAUCGAGUGUUUUCGUAUACAAUGACUUUACGAGCUAUCAUAAAAACUCUGAGGUAA